This is a messenger RNA of Gorilla gorilla gorilla (western lowland gorilla), 9601 nucleotides long. It is a transcript of the gene PROM2, whose product is annotated as prominin 2. The record is from RefSeq and is a predicted model, not a curated record. Gene Ontology annotation, cellular component: microvillus; cilium; apical plasma membrane. Gene Ontology annotation, molecular function: cholesterol binding. NCBI's taxonomy places the organism in Eukaryota, Metazoa, Chordata, Mammalia, Primates, Hominidae. The transcript has 27 exons. The coding region runs from base 6007 to 8511 and encodes 834 amino acids.
GAUCACUUUUUGAGGACUCAGACCUUCUCCAUGCUGGAAACCCAAAAGAAAAUGACGUGACUGCUGUGCUGCUGACCCCUGGGUCCCAAGGAAUUCUCUUGGCGACAACUCCCCAUUGAAGAAUGUUCCUUUCUUCUGGAGAAAGGAGGGCACCUUUCACGUGGGAGUUUUUGUCUCCUGUUUUCCGGGAGAGAAGGAAGAUCAGAGUGCCCUCGUUGCAUCUGCUGUUUUCAAGUUGCCUUAGCUUGAGGUAAUCCUUAUGUCAAAGUGGCCUAUUUUGGGGUUGAAUGUUCUGCCACUCUUCACUGGGAUUGGAGUGUGUAUGUGUGUAUUUGGGGGAGAUUGGAGGCUUGAGUUUGGCUGCUCUGACAAGACCCAGAGAUCCAGGCAGAUGGAGGCACCACCAUCUUAUCACAUCACCAUCUCAGCACACUGCUUCAGGGUCUCUCCCAUGGAGAAGGAAGCCAGGUGACCUCACACCUACUUCGCUGUGCUUCAGCCAAGAAGUAACCCACUUGACUUUAACUUACAGCCUGCUCAUCAGAAUUAGCCACAUGUCCCUGAGCCAACUACAACGGAGCCUGGAAUAUGCAAUCUUCCCCAGCAUCUGGGAGAGGAAAGUGAACAUGGAGCAUUGUCUUGGCUGUGGUGGCCAACAAACAUUGGGACAGAACUUGAUUGUGGGGGCACCAGUGGGAGGCGAGUGUUAUGAUCCGAUGGCUUCACUUGUGAGCUAUUCUUCAUGAUAAUAUAGGCUAAACCUGAGCCCUGGGCUCCAGGACAGGCAGUCUGCUGCCUUUGACUAACUUUUAAGUGCAGAGGUGCUGGGCUUCUCUGUAGAGGAGCAGCACUGCUGAAUCACAGUGAUUUUCCUGGAGAGAGAGUCCUAGGAGGGGAUUCCAGCUGUUCCCCACCCCACCUGAAGCAAAGGCUAUUCUUCCCACAGGAGUGCUCCUGGGGAGCCUGACACCACCAGGGAGGAGCCGCACUUAACCCUGGGGCUUCUUGUCAGAGCUUUGGUUAGGUGAAACCUGGAUCCUGGAGGUGCCCUGGGAAGCUUCUGUCUCCAAGAUUCACACCCAGGGGUCCGGCUGCUGCAUGGCUCCCAACAUAUCACAGAGCCAAGGCUCCUUCUUCCAGCUGGCCCAUGUCUUGAGUUUCUGCUUUAUGCUUCUGGUGCUUCUCCCAGCAGCCUGCUGCCUGUUGCAACAUGUGCUCACAUGCCGCACUUCAUUUCUGCGUCUGUACUCACCAGCUCAUCUAGUUCCUGCUGGGCGCCAAACACACACCCACCCUUUUUUGCUGACCUUCUGUCCCUUCCUCGGUUUGCCACCUCCUUGCUUCACACUGACUUUGAAACAGUGUGUCUGGCCUCCGUGUUACCCGCCUUUUCCCUGAUCUAGCCUAGAUCCUGAAUGCCAGCCAUCCCCCUCAGCUCUUCCUCUUGGGCUCCAUUCUGCUGACACUCAUAAUUCCUACUUUGUCUCCCCUUCUUACCAAAGGCCUAAUCUUCAUUUGGGGGCACUGCCUCCCUCACCAAAGUGCAUUCCUGGACAUCCUAGAGCAGCCUACUUCACCAGGUUGUAAUUUACACCACAGGUCCCCCUAGGACAUUGCCAGUCUCCACGGAAACCUUGACAAUGAAGCCAGUCUCCUGGGUUCUCAUCCUCUCUCCCUCUGGGGACAAGAAGACUGACUGCAAGAGUAAAGGGCCCAUUUCUGUCUCCCUGGGCCCAGGCAAACUGCUGCCUCUGCCUCUGCUGUCUCGGGCCCUGCCUCAUCUGCAAGAAUGCUGCUCAGGAAGUGCCUGCUUCCUGCAUGAUGGGAGGUGGGAUCACCAGGAGCUGAUUGGUGAAGCCGGGGGUCAAUCUCAGAGGUCAGCAAGGCCAAACCCCGCUUUGGCACAUGGAAGACUGGGGUCCUCAGUGGCUCAUGAAUCCCAAAUGAGAAGAUGUGCUUUUCCAAAGUUUCGAGACUGGAGAAUAUGCUGAGAAUACGCUGGGUUCUGUCUUCAGGGCUGAAGAGGAUAUGACGGUGAGUAAAACUCAGUCCUGUCUAUGUGGGGGAGACAGAGAGGUAAACGGGUAAUAUGGGGGCAGGUUUCAUAUUAAGGGAUGCCUUGAAAGGACCCCUCACUCAGCCUAGGGGUCCUAGAGAAGGUGACCACUGAACCAAACUUAAAGGAUGAGCAGAAAUUGGGUGAACGUGGAGGCUGGGGAUAAAGAAGGGAAAUCAUGAGCAGGGCCAGGAUGGAGGGGAGUGUGGUAGGGUGAGCCGAGGACUGCAGGAACUAGCCAGGGGAACUGAGAAGGGCUCCAAUGUUGGAAGGCCCUGGAGAAAAAUUAAGGAGUCCAGUGUAGGAGCCGCUAGGAGGUUUGAAGCAGGGGAGCCCGGGGUCCAUCUGCAUUCACGAUGGUCCUUUCUGAAGCAAUACUCAGGAGGGGUGCUGGAAGGCUGGAUGUGUGGCUGCAUGCCAGAACGAGGGACAAGAAGUCAGGCAGGGACCCACAUUCUGGGAGCGUGGUGGUCAAAAUGCUCCAAAAUAUUCCCAGAAAGGCAUCCCAGAGGCCUGUUCCCCCAUGGCCACCAUGUGCCACAAGCUUGGGCCCAGCCGCUAUGCUUACUCCAUAUAAGGCUGUUGUAGCCAGAGGGCCCUGGUGGACUGGGAGACCCUGCCUCCGGUUGGGACCAUCAGUUUCCUCCCACUAGGAUGGAGAGUGUGGCCUGUGGUGCUGGUGGGACUCAUAGUAGACCACCUGGGAGAACACAUAGACUCAGAUCGGCAGGGCAGCCCUCUCUGCCAUGUUGGAUGAGGAGAGUCUAUUCUGCAGAGGAGGCCAGCGUGCACUGGGGAGAGGCCCCGUCCCAGAGAGAGGGUCUGAGACAGACAUGGGGGCACUUGAUGGAUUUCCUUUUCCGGGAUCUGAGCCCUCCUGAGGGCCCUUGGACUCCAAAAGUGCCCUUGUAUCUCUAUAAUAAAUCCUCAUGUUUCAAAUUCUUCAGUUGACCUAAGUGGGUUUUUCAUUGUUGCCAUCAAAAAUGUUGACUAAGACAGUGGCCGUGCAUAGCCUUGAUGAUCUGGUAAGUGGGUCUUUGUCCCCUUGAGUUGGUUUAAAACUCAUUCCCAGUGUAUGGCAUGGAUAGCAGAGGCAAGAAAGAAGAGGAGCCUGUCUUCUUGCCUGCUGUUUCCUUGAGAGUGUCUGAGCAUCUUGCUGGUCUAUUCCCAGCACGGCUGCGUGAGGCAGCCAGAGGGGCCCAGGGGCUUUGUGGAGGGCAGAGUUCCUCCCCUUGCUGAGGUCUCCAUCUCUCCCCGCCUCUUCCGCACCUUGGGGCUGUGGGGUUUGGGGAACAUCGAUCUUCUGGAGUUGCCUGAGUCAGGGUGAACACGUGGCCCCAGGAGGUGUUUCCAGGGCAACCAGGAGCAGCUUCUCCCGGUCAACCAAAGAAUUCCCCACGGAGGUCAGAGGUUGCCAGGGGUCAACAGGAGCAGAGAAAGUGCAGGUAUGCCCAGAAAGAUGUGAGGAAAAGGAGGGGCCAGGACCCCCCUUGGCCUCCCAUCCCCACUUCCAGAAGCCCUCCAGGUGGGCGGCCUGCCCUGCCCCCCAAGGCCCUUAGUGGCUACCCCAAGGGCACCCAUGCUUGUGAGCAGCCCCCACCUGCCUGCUUGCUGGGCUUUUCCAGGGAAUUCAAUUAGAGCAGUGGCUUCCUCGCCUCCUCUGCCCAACUCCAGGGCUGGAUCCUGAACCCCACCUGCUCUCCCACACAGGGCUGGGGAUGGGAGGAGGCAGGGGCUGACCGGUGGGUCUGAUGAUAAAUUGUUUAUUGGGAUCCUGCUGGGGGGAAGGGGAGCUGUCCUGUCCACUCCUGGCUUAGCUGCUGACUCAGAAUAGUCCUUUCUUCCAUGCAUCUAUUUCUCCAUCUGUUCAACAGGCAGAUUCAGCAUCUUCAUCCCGCCCUGGGCUGAGGAAGAGGCUUGCCUAAAUUGGAGGGAGAAGGAGAAGGGAGAAGCAGUGAGGCCCUGGAGAGACCAGCCCUUCCUCAAUGCAGCCUCUGUGGAACCAGGAGCCCCCAAUAUAGAUGCUGGGUUCAGGUGAGUCGGGAGGAAGGGCUGUGGGAGGGCCUAGGCACAGCCUGCACUGAGCUUCACAACACAGUCAUAGGCAGUGUGGCCAGGGGCCUCUCUGCACACCCUGGGGUUGGACCCCUACAGGAGGAGCUGGCCCUGGACCCUCCCUGGGGUCCAGGGCCAGCUCCCACCAGACCUAGGGUGCCAGGGCACCCCUAGACUAUUCUUCACUGCAUCCCUGAUCCUCAUCUCUGAAUCACCCUUUGAUGAAGCCCCACUUCCUGUCUCACCCCACUGUAACUGGACUAUGCCUUCUACCAUUGUGUUCUCUCAUCCCCUGGCUCUAAGAAAGCCACAGAGGCAGCAAUGGGGAGGGUAAGAGCUCUACUGUGGGCCCAGUCCUGAUUCACACCUAAGGCCCUAAUUGCCUGAUAACCCUACCAGGGACAGCAGGACAUCCCUGAGCCUCUCACCCACCCUGCAGACCAUCCUGAACUACUGCCCUGGGCUGAGCUUGGGGGUCCUGGGAGCCAUGGAGCCAGCCCUUCUCUCCAAGGCUCCCAGUCAGGGGCAGGGAGCUGCCAUGGAAUCUCACAAACUUUGAUUACUUAUUUAAAUACGAGUAACACGUGUUUAGUGCACAGAAAUGAGGAAGCAAAAGACAAUGAAAAAUUGCCGGCAACUCCACUGCAAAAUGAUUGCUGUUUUACACCUUCACUGUGUGUACUGAUCUGUAAUCUUCUUUUUGUUGUUGUUGUUGUUGUUGUUGUUGUUUUUGAGACAGAGUCUCGCUCUGUCGCCCAGGCUGGAGUGUAGUGGCGCGAUCUCAGCUCACUGCAAGCUCCGCCUCCCGGGUUCAUGCCAUUCUCCUGCCUCAGCCUCCCCAGUAGCUGGGACUACAGGUGCUCGCCACCAUGCCCGGCUAAUUUUUUUUUUUGUAUUUUUAGUAGAGACGGAGUAAUCUUCUGUUUGAGGAAAUGAUCGCCAUUUUACACCUUCACUGCGUGUGCUGGUCUGUAAUCUGCUAUUUGCACUUAUGAGUGCAUGUGAAUAUUUUUCAGUCACAAGAGACAUUUCCACGGCAUGUUCUUUAGCAACUGCCCAGUGUGUGAUGUAAGAGGCUCAUUUUGCUGGUUCCUCAGUGGUGGCUUUCAGGACUGUUUCUGAUAUCUGCCAGCCCUUCGGUGAAUUUCCCCAUGACCUGCUCAGCUACAGGUGACUUUUCUGGGCAUUGGGCAUACAGCUGUUCACAAAACAGAGACCUGUGCAGACACGUUUCUGGUCAUAUCCUAUCACUUCUUUCAACUGCUGACUGGAUGAGGUAUGGCCAGGCCAAAGGGCACACCUCUGGGAUUUGCCCUCCCAAAGGCCUGUGCCUGUCAGGGUGGGCCUCUGUUCCGGAUUGGCCUGGCAGUGGGCACUGGGCAUGACCUGCAGGGACAGAGCAGGUUCCAGAUGAAGCAGGGAGAGCAAGCCUGGGUCCUGGCCCUGUGUGUCUGGUCUUAUGACUAUUUUGACCAGGGCUUCACCAAGCAGCUGUUUUCCCAGCUCCUAGACUGGGCUGCUGGGGCUGGGCAUGGAACAGAAUAUUUGAAAUGGGGCCACUCUAGGUGAUCCCAAGCUGCUGAGGUGCCUUUUGGACCCAGCUGGUGGCAGCCGUUGCCUGAAAGGAUCUAGGUGGUGGGGAGCCCAGGCUUCCACCCGAGGCCACCAAGGGCGGUCCCAGCCUGGCCCUGCCCCCUACCCUGUGCCUCCACCCCUGCCCUUCCUAUGCUCCAAGGCAGACAGGGAGGCGGGAGGCCAGGUAGCUCAGGAACCCAAACCUGUCGGGCAGGUUUUGAGAGCUGUGGAGAGAGGGACAGAGGCUGGAGAAGGAUGCAUGGCCUGCCCUGGGCUUGCCUGUUCCCUCCUGAGCCUGAGCCCCUUACCUUCCUGACCCCAUGAAGCACGCACUGGCUCUGCUGGCUCCCCUGCUGGGCCUGGGCCUGGGGCUGGCCCUGAGUCGGCUGGCAGCAGGGGCUACAGACUGCAAGUUCCUUGGCCCGGCAGAGCACCUGACAUUCACCCCAGCAGCCAGGGCCCGGUGGCUGGCCCCUCGAGUUCGUGCACCAGGACUCCUGGACUCCCUCUAUGGCACCGUGCGCCGCUUCCUCUCGGUGGUGCAGCUCAAUCCUUUCCCUUCAGAGUUGGUAAAGGCCCUACUGAAUGAGCUGGCCUCCGUGAAGGUGAAUGAGGUGGUGCGGUACGAGGCGGGCUAUGUGGUGUGCGCUGUGAUCGCGGGCCUCUACCUGCUGCUGGUGCCCACUGCCGGGCUUUGCUUCUGCUGCUGCCGCUGCCACCGGCGCUGCGGGGGACGAGUGAAGACAGAGCACAAGGCGCUGGCCUGUGAGCGCGCAGCCCUCAUGGUCUUCCUGCUGCUGACCACCCUCUUGCUGCUGAUUGGCGUGGUCUGUGCCUUUGUCACCAACCAGCGCACGCAUGAACAGAUGGGCCCCAGCAUCGAGGCCAUGCCUGAGACCCUGCUCAGCCUCCGGGGCCUGGUCUCUGAUGUCCCCCAAGAGCUGCAGGCCGUGGCACAGCAAUUCUCCCUGCCCCAGGAGCAAGUCUCAGAGGAGCUGGAUGGUGUUGGUGUGAGCAUUGGGAGCGCGAUCCACACUCAGCUCAGGAGCUCCGUGUACCCCUUGCUGGCGGCCGUGGGCAGUUUGGGCCAGGUCCUGCAGGUCUCCGUGCACAACCUGCAAACCUUGAAUGCUACAGUGGUAGAGCUGCAGGCCGGGCAGCAGGACCUGGAGCCAGCCAUCCGGGAACACCGGGACCGCCUCCUUGAGCUGCUGCAGGAGGCCGGGUGCCAGGGAGAUUGUGCAGGGGCCCUGAGCCGGGCCCGCACCCUGGAGCUGGGUGCUGAUUUCAGCCAGGUGCCCUCUGUGGACCAUGUCCUGCACCAGCUAAAAGGUGUCCCCAAGGCCAACUUCUCCAGCAUGGUCCAAGAGGAGAACAGCACCUUCAACGCCCUUCCAGCCCUGGCUGCCAUGCAGACAUCCAGCUUGGUGCAAGAGCUGAAGAAGGCAGUGGCCCAGCAGCCGGAAGGGGUGAGGACACUGGCUGAAGGGUUCCCGGUCUUGGAGGCAGCUUCCCGCUGGGCCCAGGCACUGCAGGAGGUGGAGGAGAGCAGCCGCCCCUACCUGCAGGAGGUGCAGAGAUACGAGACCUACAGGUGGAUCAUGGGCUGCGUGCUGUGCUCCGUGGUCCUAUUCGUGGUGCUCUGCAACCUGCUGGGCCUCAAUCUGGGCGUCUGGGGCCUGUCUGCCAGGGAGGACCCCAGCCACCCAGAAGCCAAGGGCGAGGCUGGAGCCUGCUUCCUCAUGGCAGGUGUGGGCCUCAGCUUCCUCUUUGCUGCCCCCCUCAUCCUCCUGGUGUUCGCCACCUUCCUGGUGGGUGGCAACGUGCAGACGCUGGUGUGCCGGAGCUGGGAGAAUGGCGAGCUCUUUGAGUUUGCAGACACCCCAGGGAACCUGCCCCCGUCCAUGAACCUGUCGCAACUUCUUGGCCUGAGGAAGAACAUCAGCAUCCACCAAGCCUAUCAGCAGUGCAAGGAAGGGGCAGCGCUCUGGACAGUCCUGCAGCUCAACGACUCCUACGACCUGGAGGAGCACCUGGAUAUCAGCCAGUACACCAACAAGCUACGGCAGGAGUUGCAGAGCCUGAAAGUAGACACACAGAGCCUGGACCUGCUGAGCUCAGCCGCCCGCCGGGACCUGGAGGCCCUGCAGAGCAGUGGGCUUCAGCAUAUCCACUACCCCGACUUCCUCGUUCAGAUCCAGAGGCCCGUGGUGAAGACCAGCAUGGAGCAGCUGGCCCAGGAGCUGCAAGGACUGGCCCAGGCCCAAGACAAUUCUGUGCUGGGGCAGCGGCUGCAGGAUGAGGCCCACAGACUCAGAAACCUUCACCGGGAGAAGGUCGUCCCCCAGCAGAGCCUUGUGGCAAAGCUCAACCUCAGUGUCAGGGCCCUGGAGUCCUCUGCCCCGAAUCUCCAGCUGGAGACCUCAGAUGUCCUAGCCAAUGUCACUUACCUGAAAGGAGAGCUGCCUGCCUGGGCAGCCAGGAUCCUGAGGAAUGUGAGUGAGUGUUUCCUGGCCCGGGAGAUGGGCUACUUCUCCCAGUACGUGGCCUGGGUGAGAGAGGAGGUGACUCAGCGCAUUGCCACCUGCCAGCCCCUCUCCGGAGCCCUGGACAACAGCCGCGUGAUCCUGUGUGACAUGAUGGCUGACCCCUGGAAUGCCUUCUGGUUCUGCCUGGCAUGGUGCACCUUCUUCCUGAUCCCCAGCAUCAUCUUUGCCGUCAAGACCUCCAAAUACUUCCGUCCUAUCCGGAAACGCCUCAGCUCCACCAGCUCUGAGGAGACUCAGCUCUUCCACAUCCCCCGGGUUACCUCCCUGAAGCUGUAGGGCCCUGUGGGGUGAGGUGACCCUGAGGCUGCCUGUCCUCCCCUUUGAUUUAGCCUGGGCCACAGGCCUUCGGUAGCUCUUGCCCCAGAGCCCAGGCUGGCAUCCAGGCCUGGACUGUCCCCAAUUCCGGCUUACCUGGCCCCACCUUGCCUGCUCCUUUCCACCCCUUUCUGCUCACGACCCCCAUCAUUCCCUCUCAGAAUCACAUGGGACUUCUGUGCAGCUGCAGAGCCGGCAAGUCCCUCCAGGUGUCACCCCUUACCCCCAUGCUGGUGGCAUCCUCACAGGAAGAGCCUGUUCUCCCCCUGCUGGAGCCUGGACCCUGGGGUGGGACAGAGGCCUCGUCCAACCCCACUCCCCUUCCCGUGUGUCUUCCCCCUGCCAAGCCUCCCCCUGCCCCUCUCUGAGCCCCUCGCCCCCCCACACCGUCCUCAUCUGGCCUCCCCCCGGCCCCCGCUUCCCUCUUAUGCCCUUCCCGGCCCUUUGCUUCCUCCCUUAGUCCCCUCUUCACCAUAUCUCCACUGCUACCUUGCUGGCCCCAGAGACCACCCUGCCCAACCAAACCACUCAGGUAACGCCACUAAUCAGGCAGGGGCCACCAUGGCCUAGGUCUGGGCUGGCUGCAGGCCCUACCUCAUGGCCUCUGAGCCCUCCACUGCCCCAGGGCCUUGGGCCCUCUGCAGAUCUCAUCCAGGAUUUAUUGGUGUCCAGUGGGGUGAGGGAGGCCUGUCUGAAGGCCGAGCCUCCCUGCCUGCACCCAGGUUAGAAAUGGGGGUACCAGCACUUAGCUCCUCCCUGAGUGCUGGCUCCCAAGGAAGGGACCUGGGACCUGGGCCACAGUGGGGGCUUGCCCUUACCUCUUCAGAAGGAAGCAUCUUCCACAGCCCCCACCCAGCUUUCUUAGGAGUGAUCUGGUGGCCAGAACAGGAUUUUGCACGGCCCCUUCUAUCCUGCGCGUGUGGCCUAGGGUCAUCCCCAGCCCAUCCCUGUGUCAGCCCUGAGUGCUGGACACUGCGUUCCAGAAAUGAGGAAGAGGAGAGAGAAGAGAUGGACAGACCUCAGAUCCAUUAAAGUGUUCUCACUUCCCUGA